This is a messenger RNA of Cryphonectria parasitica EP155, 723 nucleotides long. RefSeq lists its product as uncharacterized. The record is from RefSeq and is a predicted model, not a curated record. Lineage: Eukaryota; Fungi; Ascomycota; Sordariomycetes; Diaporthales; Cryphonectriaceae. The transcript has 2 exons. The annotation marks the transcript as partial.
CAGGCUGCGAAGGUCGCAUCAGAUGUCCGCAGGACGGUCAAAUCGAGCUUCGACGAACAUGGCCUUGAGAAGACUUUUUCAAAGAUCGAGAUGUUUCUUGCCACAUUCCCAGAAGAUGAAAAUAUCAUACUGGCAUCUAUUAGUCUGGUUGCAUGCACGCUCAAGGCUUUGAAGGCCGGUUCUGCGUUGUCACUUGUGUCUGCAAUGCUGAUGCAAGGACUUCGCACCAGGCCCAGCUUCGCCUCUGUGGUAUUCUUCUGUCGACAGCAUCCCGAGUCCGAUGAUCUGUUCGCCGGCCCGAGUGCCUUGAUCCGAAGCUUGACCGCUCAGCUUCUCCGACAGGACUUUGCGAACUUCACCUUUUGCCAGAAGAACGUUGACAUGGAAGGGCUGCGCGGGGGGGAUGUUGGCGUGCUGUGUCCUUUUUUCGAGUGGUUGGUCAGACAGCUUCCUCAGCAGAAGACAGUGGUCUGCGUAGUCGAUGCAGUAGAGACUUAUGAGACGGGCGAGUACGAAGAUGAUCUGCGGACGGUUAUGCAAUCCUUACUGAGGCUUGCGAGGGAUCCUAAUCUCUUGGCCACCGUGAAAGUGUUGGUAACAAGUCAUGAAAAUACGGUGAGCCCUCAUGAGAUCUUCAACGAGGGCGAAGGUAUUCUUUUGAUGGAGGGACUUAUUUCCAACGGUGAUGAGAAGGGCAUGAUGGACCUUGAUGGUGAGCUGUGA